GGUCCCCGCAGCAGCAUGAGGGGAGAGAACGUGACCGAGGUGAGCGCCUUCAUCCUGCUGGGCUUCCCCACGGGCCCCCGCCUGCAGUCCGCCCUCUUCCUGCUCUUCCUGCUCACCUACCUCUUCAUCCUGUGGGAGAACUUGGCCGUCAUCCUCACCGUGUGGGCCAGCCCCGCCCUGCACAGGCCCAUGUACUACUUCCUGGGCGCCAUGUCUUUCCUGGAGAUCUGGUACGUGAGUGACAUCAUCCCCAAGAUGCUGGACGGCUUCCUGCUUCAGCGCAGACGCAUCUCCUUCGCGGGCUGCAUGACCCAGCUCUACUUCUUCAGCUCGCUCGUGUGCACAGAGUGUGUGCUGCUGGCCUCCAUGGCCUACGACCGCUACGUGGCCAUCUGCCACCCCCUGCGCUACCAAAGCAUCAUGACCACGGGGCUGUGCGUGCAGCUGGUGGCCUUCUCUUUCUUCAGCGGCUUCUCCAUCUCCGUGAUCAAAGUCUACUUCAUCUCCAGCGCCACGUUCUGCGGCUCCAACGUGCUGAACCACUUCUUCUGUGACAUCUCCCCCAUCCUCAAGCUGGCCUGCACGGACUUCUCCACGGCCGAGCUGGUGGACUUCGUGCUGGCCUUCCUCAUCCUGGUGUCCCCUCUCAUCGCCACCAUCCUGUCGUACGGCCACAUCGCCCUGGCCGUGCUGCGCAUCCCCUCGGCCAGCGGCCGCCGCAAAGCCUUCUCCACCUGUGCCUCCCACCUCACGGUGGUCACCAUCUUCUACACGGCCAUGAUCUUCAUGUACGUGCGGCCUCAGGCCAUUGACACACGCAGCUCCAACAAGCUCAUCUCGGCGGUGUACACGGUCCUCACCCCCAUCACCAACCCCCUCAUCUACUGCCUGCGGAACAAGGAAUUCAUAGGUGCCUUGAAAAGAGCCCUGGGCUUCAGCUUGCCCUCCCCAUAGAAUAAAAUCACAUCGGCACUGACACUGACGCCCUGAAACCAGCCAAGGAGAGGAACAAAGCUGCAGCACCAGGAGACUCGCCUGGCCGUGUUCUCAUAAAAGGAGGCGGCUCCGUGGCCAGUGUCUGGGCCAAGAAAUGAAGCCCCGCCACCCCAAGAAUCUAUCCUGCCCCCAAUGCCUGCCAGUCGUUGAUGUGUAACUCUGCUUCUUAAGUUUUCCAGUUCUCAGAAAGUGAUUGACGGAAGCCAGCAAACUGUCUAGGAUUUGUCAGGACUCUGCUGGUUCUUUGGGAGGUGGGAGGGUGAGGAUGCAGGGCUGCGGUGGCUGGUGUGGUGUGGAAAUAGACCUGUCAUCUGACAACCUUGUAACUUACGUUAACAAAUAAAACCACGAAUAAAAAAGUUUGGUAGGAUUUUCCCCCUUAAGUUGUAUUCAUUUAUUGUUUGACUAAGUGUCCUCAGUGUCCGUCCAGGGGCCGCAGCACGCCACCGCACCUCUGGUGGGGUAGCGCAAAGGUUCUUUCAUGUUUGGGGUAUUUCCUCCACACACAUCAUCCAGCGACAUCACUCCUUUCGCUCCAACCAUCAAAUGGGCCGAGGAAACUCCUGAUGUCCAUCACAGCAGGCGAUGCGGGCCCUCAUGUCCCCCUUCCUGCGCUGGGAUGGCCUGGCACCUGCAAGGCCGCCAUCAGCUGAGCAUCU
Molecule: messenger RNA, 1655 nt
Organism: Erinaceus europaeus (western European hedgehog)
Lineage: Eukaryota; Metazoa; Chordata; Mammalia; Eulipotyphla; Erinaceidae
Product: olfactory receptor 6B2
Exons: 1
Coding region: 16-954 (312 amino acids)
Biological process (GO): G protein-coupled receptor signaling pathway
Cellular component (GO): membrane
Molecular function (GO): G protein-coupled receptor activity; olfactory receptor activity
Source: RefSeq, a predicted model, not a curated record